CAUCUGUCAUUUUCACUUAAACUCGUGUUGUGUAUGUGCGUGGUUAUUUACAAAUUAAAUAAAUGGCAAAUACAUUAUAAGUUAUUAAAGAAUACAAGCAUUCAAAAUGAAUGACAACGACGGAAAAGAGUUUGCUGAGCUUGGUAUCAAGACCUGGCUUAUCAAGCAGUUAUUUAGCCUCGGCAUAAGAAGUCCAACGCCUAUCCAAAAAGGUUGUAUAUCCCGCAUACUGGCUGGUGAUGACUGCAUCGGUGCAGCUAAGACAGGUUCGGGCAAAACCUUUGCAUUUGCUCUGCCUAUACUGCAGCAUCUUGCUGAAGACCCUUAUGGAAUCUUUGCUUUAGUACUGACGCCAACACAUGAGUUAGCUUAUCAGAUUGCAGACCAAUUUAGCAUCUUAGGCCAGCCACUCAAGUUAAGAGUAUGCAUUGUGACUGGAGGAUCAGAUCAAUUGGAAGAGUCCCUGAAGCUGGCGAAGAGGCCCCACAUUGUCGUAGCCAUGCCAGGGCGGCUGUCGGACCAUAUCACGGGAUGUGACACCUUCAGCUUGAAGAAGAUUAAGUAUUUAGUGCUUGAUGAGGCAGACAGACUCUUCAGUGAAUCGUUUCAAGAUGACUUAGAGACAAUAUUCAAUGCUUUACCCGCACAGAGACAGAACUUACUAUUCUCGGCUACAAUCACAGAUGAUGUGAGAGACUCUAAGCUACUGCCACUUAAUAAAGAGAAACUUCUAACCUGGACAGAAACAGACACACAACUAACAGUGAACACUCUAGACCAGCGUUACGUGGUAUGUCCCGCGUAUGCUCGGGACGUGUACCUCGUGCAAACGUUACGCAAGUACCGGGAGACGAAGCCGAGCAGCCAUAUAAUUGUGUUCACUGAUACUAAGAAAGAAUGCCAAGUCCUCUCAAUGAUGCUGAACGCCAUAUCUAUGGACAACGUGUGCCUGCACGGGUUCAUGCGUCAGAGGGAGCGAGUGGCUGCGCUCACGCAGUUCCGCAGCAACCUCAAGUGUACGCUUGUGGCUACUAACGUGGCGGCUAGGGGGCUGGAUAUACCCACUGUGGACUUGGUGGUCAAUCAUAAGUUGCCGUUGGAACCUAAGGAGUAUAUUCACAGGGUAGGUCGCACAGCCAGGGCCGGUAGAAGUGGCAUGGCUAUCUCACUCAUCACGCCUUAUGAUAUACUACGACUCGGAGAGAUAGAAGACGCCAUAAAAACCAAGCUUACUGAGUAUAAGAUUGAUGAUGACGAAGCAGUGAAAAUCUUCACGACCGUCAGCGUGACGCGCAGAGAGCAGGAAGCGCAGUUAGACAAUGAGGAGUUUGAGCAGAGGAAGAGGAACUACCGCGUCAAGCGCUGGAUACAGGCCGGAGUUGACCCUGACAUGAUGGAGGAAGGGCUUGAAGAAAUGCGCCGCAAGCGCAUAAAAGCUGCCAAGAAGGCUAAAUUAGCCAAAAUCAAGGAGGUACAAUCACAAAUUCAACCAACAAAACCACAAAAUGAGGACCGACUGCAAACUGAAGAUAUUGACGCCUCCAUCAAAGAUGGCUUGAAGAAAGUCAAUAAGACACUCAUGAAAAAAGAUGAAAGAUUCAAAGAUUUUAUAGGCAAGGUAACUAAGAUUAAAAGGAAAGCUGAAAAUGUGAAAGUGAAAGAUGUGCCAGAGGGGGGUAAAAAGAAAAAGAAAGUCAAAGGAGUGUUGGUAAAUAAAUGAUUGUUUAUAACA
This is a messenger RNA of Helicoverpa zea (corn earworm), 1732 nucleotides long. It is a transcript of the gene Dbp45A, whose product is annotated as probable ATP-dependent RNA helicase Dbp45A. The coding region runs from base 107 to 1720 and encodes 537 amino acids. The record is from RefSeq and is a predicted model, not a curated record. NCBI's taxonomy places the organism in Eukaryota, Metazoa, Arthropoda, Insecta, Lepidoptera, Noctuidae. The transcript has 9 exons. Gene Ontology annotation, molecular function: ATP binding; nucleic acid binding; RNA helicase activity.